Messenger RNA from Pygocentrus nattereri (red-bellied piranha), 804 nucleotides. It is a transcript of the gene eslec, whose product is annotated as ladderlectin. The transcript is spliced from 6 exons. The coding region runs from base 105 to 602 and encodes 165 amino acids. The record is from RefSeq and is a predicted model, not a curated record. Gene Ontology annotation, molecular function: signaling receptor activity. Lineage: Eukaryota; Metazoa; Chordata; Actinopteri; Characiformes; Serrasalmidae.
GUAUAUAAAUAGGUGGCAAGUUCUUGCUCGCAAAGCUCUACAUAACAAGAGCACCAAUCUGCCUUGCUCCGCUGUGAACUGUGUCUGCUCUGAUUUUGGCCACAAUGUGGAAUGUAAUAUUUCUUGUCAUCUUCAUGAUGACCCAGGAUGUGUCUGCACAAGGACCUGCAGUUGGCAGAAAAUGUGAAAACGAUUGGGCAAGAUUUGGGAGAACCUGCUAUAAAUACAUCGCUGAAGAAAAAACUUGGGCUGAGGCAGAGGAAUAUUGCAUUUCCUUAGGAGGAAACCUUGCGGCUAUCCACAGUAGUCAAACACAAGAUUUUCUCAAGAGGUUAGGCAGAAGCAAAGAUGGCACAUACUUUCGAACAUGGAUAGGUGCUUAUGAUGGCGCUCAGGAUUUUGUUUGGUUUUGGAGUGAUGGAUCUAAAUUUGAUUUCAAAGCAUGGCACUCUGGGGAGCCAAACAACAAAGAACGGGCUGAGAAAUGUUUGGAAAUGAACUACGGAGAUGAAGUCCUCUGGAAUGAUGCCCGCUGUAGUACCAAGCUAUACUCUGUGUGUCAAACAGGAGCAAAAGUUAGUUUUUCCUCAUCUGAAGAUUAACUUGGAUUUGUCAUUGCUCUGUCAGCAACACCAUGAUCUCAAUAUAUUGAUACUAUUUGCUCUGGGUUUCAGCUGUAACCAGUGAAUGCACUAAAAAGUGUUUCCAUGAUUUAUAAAGAAGUUGGAUUAAUGAUGAUUUUUUGGAAUUGUUACACUUAAAUGAGUGUUGAUUGAAAAUAAACUCCAGCCAUAAUGAACUAUC